AUGUCAAUUAUCAAAUUAUCAAACCAAGAUUUAAUCCAAACUAAACUAUUCAUCAAUGGUGAAUGGGUUUCAGGUUCUACAAAUCAAGAAUUCCCAGUUUUAGAUCCUUCAACAAAUCAAGAAUUAUUAAAAGUUUCAAUAGCAAAUGAAGAUGAUUAUAAUAAUGCAAUUGAUAUUGCUUAUGAUACUUUCCAAUCUUUCAAAAAGACAAAUCCAAGAGAUCGUUCAAAUAUGUUGAACAAAUUAUACCAUUCAAUGAUUAAUCAUAAAGAAGAUCUUGCCAAAAUUUUAUGUCAUGAAAAUGGUAAACCAUAUAAUGAAUGUAUUGGAGAAAUUACAAGUGCAGCAUCAUUUUUCCAAUGGUAUGCAGAAGAAGCACCAAGAAUGUAUGGAGAUGUUAUUCAAUCAGGUAUUUCCAAUAAAAAAAUCUUAACCCUUCGUCAACCAAUUGGUGUUGUUGGUAUUUUAACACCAUGGAAUUUCCCAGCUGCAAUGAUUACAAGAAAAUUAGGUGCAGCUUUAGCAGCUGGUUGUACUUCAAUUAUUAAACCUGCUAGUGCUACACCAUUAACUGCAAGUGCAAUUGCAUACUUGGGUCAUACUGAAGCUGGUAUUCCCAAGGGGGUUGUUAAUGUUUUACCAACAAAUUCUUCAAGUAAAAUUGGGAAAUUAGUUUGUGAACAUCCCAAAAUUAAAAAAAUUUCAUUUACAGGUUCAACAGGGGUUGGUAAAACUUUACAAAGUCAUGCUGCAUCAACUUUGAAAAAAGCAAGUUUUGAAUUAGGUGGGAAUGCCCCUUUUAUUGUUUUCCAGGAUGCAGAUUUAGAUAAAGCUUUAGAAGGUUUAAAAAUUUGUAAAUUUAGACAAAGUGGACAAACUUGUGUUUGUGCAAAUAGAAUAUUUGUUCAUGAAUCCAUAUAUGAUGAAUUUUUAUCCAAAGCUUUAGAAAUUGUUAAAGGUUUUAAAUUAGGUAAAGGUUAUGAUUCAGAUACUACACAUGGUCCAUUAAUUAAUAAAGCUGCUGUUCAGAAAAUGGAUGAAUUAGUUAAAGAUGCAGUUUCAAAAGGUGCCAAAAUUGAAAUUGGUGGGUCUCCAAUUACACAAGGUCCUCUUUCAUCAGGUAAUUUUUUCCAACCAACAAUCUUGACAAACCUAAAAGAAAAUAUGGAUAUUUGGGAAGAAGAAAUUUUUGGACCAAUUGCACCAUUCAUACCAUUUUCCUCAGAGGAACAAGUUAUUAAUUGGAAUAAUAAAAUUGAUGUUGGUCUUGCAGGAUAUUAUUAUACCCAGGAUAUUAAUAAAUUAUUUAAAAUUUCUGAAGAUUUAGAAAUUGGUAUGAUUGGUAUUAAUACUGGUGCCCUGAGUGAAGCUGCUUUACCAUUUGGUGGUGUUAAAAAAAGUGGAUUUGGUAGAGAAGGUAGUAAAUAUGGUAUUGAAGAUUAUACAGUUAUUAAAUCAUUGGUUUUGGGCUGA
Hansenula ciferrii is the source of this 1473-nucleotide messenger RNA. Its product is annotated as NAD-dependent succinate-semialdehyde dehydrogenase. The transcript has a single exon. The coding region runs from base 1 to 1473 and encodes 490 amino acids. The record is from RefSeq and is a predicted model, not a curated record. Gene Ontology annotation, molecular function: succinate-semialdehyde dehydrogenase (NAD+) activity. NCBI's taxonomy places the organism in Eukaryota, Fungi, Ascomycota, Saccharomycetes, Phaffomycetales, Wickerhamomycetaceae.